Ostertagia ostertagi is the source of this 165-nucleotide messenger RNA. The record is from the annotation of a GenBank genome assembly. Lineage: Eukaryota; Metazoa; Nematoda; Chromadorea; Rhabditida; Trichostrongylidae.
AUGGAGCGGUUUGAUUUCCUCAUGAUCGGCACGUAUUCUGGAGAUUUGAAACAGAUUGUGCAGACAAACUACUCGGCUCAUCAUCGUGUGAUGAAAACGUCAUCUUUCCCGUACUACUAUCCCGAAAUGGUAUUCAAAGAGAAAGUGGCUGUGUUGAGGAAGAAA